This is a messenger RNA of Humulus lupulus (European hop), 957 nucleotides long. Its product is annotated as light-harvesting complex-like protein 3 isotype 1, chloroplastic. NCBI's taxonomy places the organism in Eukaryota, Viridiplantae, Streptophyta, Magnoliopsida, Rosales, Cannabaceae. The transcript has 3 exons. The record is from RefSeq and is a predicted model, not a curated record. The coding region runs from base 74 to 853 and encodes 259 amino acids.
GGCUGAGGAUAUCCCAAACAAAGCAGCCAAAGCGCCAUGCUUUGAUAUCCUCAAGCUGCUGCAACCACAAACAAUGUCUUCCAUGGCCUUGUUAUCUCCGUCAACCCAUUUCCCAUCUCUCUCUCCUUCAUCCCAUUCCAAAACCCAUUUCGCUAACAAGCCUUGUCUCCUUCUCAGACCCAACACUCCUCUCUUUCGCCGUCUCUUAAGCACCAAAGCCUCUGCUGAUAAUGGAGCCGGAAACCUCGGCUCAGCUGCCACCGCUGUUGAACCCAAGGCUCUAGAACCUUCUGUGCCCUCGUCUGAGAAGGUUGAGAGCUCACCUGUGUCAAAUGGGUCAGCACUUAAAACCCCUGAAGUCGAAGUGGUGAGUUUGUUCGAGAACCCGAAAUGGAUCAACGGGACUUGGGAUUUGACUCAGUUUCAGAACAAUGGAAAAACCGAUUGGGAGGCUGUCAUUGAUGCUGAGGCAAAGAGGAGAAAAUGGCUUGAGGACAACCCCGAAUCAUCCAGUAAUGAGAACCCAGUAGUUUUUGACACCUCCAUCAUUCCUUGGUGGGCAUGGAUAAAAAGAUACCACUUACCUGAAGCCGAACUACUAAACGGCCGUGCUGCUAUGAUUGGGUUUUUCAUGGCUUAUUUUGUUGAUAGCUUGACUGGAGUAGGUUUGGUUGACCAAAUGGGCAACUUCUUUUGCAAAACUUUGUUGUUCGUAGCAGUGUCUGGGGUACUUCUAAUCCGCAAGAAUGAGGACAUUGAUACACUAAAGAGGCUGUUGGAAGAAACGACAUUUUAUGAUAAGCAAUGGCAAGCAACUUGGCAGGAUGAGAAGUCUGGCAGUUUCAAGGACUAGUUAAACUUGUUCUAGGGAGUUUUGCUUUUGAAUUAGGUUGUUGUCUUCAUUUAAUUGGCACAAAGACAGAAAUUCUGCUAGCCUAUAUAUGUUCUUUUUAAUUA